Molecule: messenger RNA, 1143 nt
Organism: Cuscuta campestris
Lineage: Eukaryota; Viridiplantae; Streptophyta; Magnoliopsida; Solanales; Convolvulaceae
Source: the annotation of a GenBank genome assembly
CUAUAUAUUUUAUUUAAUUAUAAAGAAUUGAUUAAAAAAAAAGUUAAGACUUUUGACAAUAGUAAUGAAUGUGAGUGAAAAGAGAUGCUAGCACUGAUAUGGAAGGGGCGACCAGAGACGAUGAUGCUAUAUGGUCGUCGUCUGAUAUCAAUUCCUAUUCUGGUCGAGAGAAAGAGAUAAUGGCCAAUGAAAUCGCCGAACCAAACGCUUGCAUUCGCGGCUGUUGUCGCAGCCGAACGAUCCCUCUGCACCUCCCUCCCUCCUCUUACUCUCUCUCACUUCCGAUUGCCAGAGGUUCGGAGAGUGUGGUGUACGAAGCAAUCCUCAGAGGCCGGAAAGUCGCCGUGAAAAAGCCCAUUCUGGCCACUUCCGAUGAUUUGGAUAAAUUCCACAAGGAGUUGCAGUUGCUCUGCAAGCUGGACCAUCCAGGAGUUGCAAAGCUGGUUGCUGCACAUGCUAGGCCUCCAAACUAUAUGUUUUUCUUUGAGUUCUACGAGUUUGGAAAUCUAGCUGCUCAGCUGCACGUUGAGCAAUGGAGUCCUAGCACUCACAAGGUGCUCGAUGUGUCGUCUAAACUAGCAAAGGCUCUCCAAUAUCUGCACACACUUGGGAUUGUGCACAGAGACGUAAAGCCAGCAAAUGUUCUACUUGACGGAAACCUUCAACCACAUCUAGCUGACUUUGGUUUGGCAGAGUACAAGACAAAUCUUAAACAUGUUUGCACUCAAAACUGGACGUCAACUGGCAAGCCAACUGGUGGGUUCCACAAGAGGAAUAUGGUUGGCACACUUAUUUACAUGGCACCAGAAGUACUAAGGAAAGAUAUACCUACAGAAGAAUCUGACGUGUACAGUUUCGGAAUUUCAGUCAAUGAGCUUCUAACAGGUGUUGUCCCAUACACUGAUCUGCGUACAGAGGCACAGGUUGGUUUUUUCUUUUGUCGAACUUCACAUUUGGAGGAUCUUUAGUUUUUCUAACAUUUCAUGUCGGUAAUAAGCAUUCUUUACUUUUCGUGUGCAAGUCUUACCCUUCUUUUUUAUGCUUCAGCACUCUAGGAAUAUGGAUGCCCUUUUCUUGGAAAUCCAGUAAAUAAGAUCAAUGGGUCUGGAAAUUCUUUUUCUCAACGGUUUAACCAUUGGGGUG